Molecule: messenger RNA, 1994 nt
Organism: Salvelinus namaycush (lake trout)
Lineage: Eukaryota; Metazoa; Chordata; Actinopteri; Salmoniformes; Salmonidae
Product: translation initiation factor IF-2-like
Exons: 5
Coding region: 150-1349 (399 amino acids)
Biological process (GO): endocytic recycling; endocytosis
Cellular component (GO): nuclear speck; cytosol; intracellular membrane-bounded organelle
Molecular function (GO): guanyl-nucleotide exchange factor activity; phosphatidylinositol phosphate binding
Source: RefSeq, a predicted model, not a curated record
AGAGUCAUGCCAAGAGGGGCAUUCGCAGGCUCAAGCAAAGGGAAGAGGAGGAUGAUGGGCCAUUCUGCUCAGGGUCUCCCACCAGCACCAAGAGUCUGUCACCACGGAGACUGCAGAAGAGGAGACAUCAUUAUUAUGCAAAGUCUUCCAUGGGAUGUCCUGACUUUGCCAUCGAUGACGAUGAACUGGACACCGCCAGCAAGAUCUCGUCUGAGGACAGUGGGGAGAUACCGUCCUACACUGAGGACAGUGACGACUCCUAUUCGCUGGAGCUAGACACAGACUCCUCCCACACGGGCCAGAUGAACCUAUUAGAGGAGAUCCUUGACUCUCUGAGCACCACCAGCACAGAGCAUGGCAAACUCAGCGCUGCCAAGAGCCUGGACUUCUUCAGAUCUAUGGACGACAUCGACUAUAAGGCUCCGAACAAGUCCAACCCCCACAGUGAGAGUAAUCUGCCCCAGAUGUGUACCAGUGGCAGCAGGGUGGGGGGAGUAGGUGGGGGAGGGGAACAGGGAGGAAGCUGGCAGGAUGACAGUGCCCUCCACGGGAAGCACCUGCCCCCCUCCCCACGUAGACAGCCCAGCAAGAGCAGCCUCAAGAAGACAAAGCAAAACCCCUUGACAGCCUCUCCACCGGCCACAGAUGCAGUCCCAGCCAAGGACAACAAGGUCCCCAAUCUCCUGCCCAAGAUCCAGGCCCCUCAGACCAAGACCCAGCCCCUUCAUGCCAAGCCCCCGAUCUGUCUCUCUCAGCCCCGUCCAGAGGAGCCUUCGCUCCCAACACCUCCAUCACCACACCUGGGAGACCAAAACCCCUCAUCCAGCCGCUCUCCUGCACCAACCCGUGCAUCCACACACAAUCCUCCACCGGCAACACACACCCCUCCACACACCUCAAUGAUGACCCGUGUUAGAGUCUCCACAGACCCCCAGCCUGAGUCUGAGACCAAACCCCAGACCACAUCCAGCAUCCUGCGGGGGAAUGUGCUGUCCAAGGAGACGGUGAGGCAGGACCAGGCCCUCCAGAGGCAGGGCAGUCAGGACAAAGAGAGGCAGGGUGUGAAGGCCAGGCAGCCCUCUGUGCUGGUCCCCUGGGAGAGAGGGAGGCCAGAGGAGGGGGGACAGGGAGAGGACCAGGGCCUAGGGCUGGGGUUGGGGAAGGAACAGGGCAGGGUCUCUGGGGCAGAGGUCCAGGAGAAAGGCCUUCUAGAGGAGAUAGAGUCCAUGUGUCAUCUCAGCUCAGCCUUCCAGACCAGCCUACAGCUGUCCCAGGUCCAGUGCCACACCAACAACACACAUAAUAAUACCCACGCCAACAGCCACAGCAAAGCCACCGACAAGUCCUGAGACGAACAGGGGAAGGGGUGCUUGAGGUAGAAGUUGCCCUUAAGAAUCAGACUGCCCUCCCCAAAUCCUAACCUUAACCCCUGAGUGGAAAAUGUUUACAAAAAGAUCAGUGUGUUUUAACAGAGAACAAAUUCAUUUUUCCUUCGAUCUGAAAGUAUUGUAAAGACACAAAGUAAACCCCCAUGACCUUGGUAACUCUUCCACUGUACAGUUUCCUAACACAAUGCCUUAAACCAGGGAUGGGCAACCGCGGGACGCCUUUUGUAGGUCUGAGGACCAAUUUCACAAAAAAUAUACAACUUUUUUUAGGAACUCAGUCGGGGUUUCAACUUGCUGUUAAGAGUUAGAAUAAUAGAGUACACAAGGUGCAAUUUCGAAAUUUGAUUGUGCAUCAGUAGUCACUCAAUUAGCCCAUGUCGGCUAAAAUGUUUUAAAUUGGUAAGUUAGUCUAGUGGCCAGCUACCUAAACUUGUAGUAAGCAUGGUCGAAUUACCGACCGGGUUGGGGCCCACUGAUCAUGCCUAUGAUCAUAUUAAAAACUGUUAACAUUUGCCUCCACCCAAUGGCAAAAUGUGUGGAAUUGCAGGAAAUUAGCUGUAAAUUGUCUAAUUGUUCUCUCUGCCCCAUGGCAAAAUGAGUAGAAUU